UUGAGGAGAGGAGGGGUUUUUGAUAUGGUCUGUCAGACAUAACAAACCAAACAUAGUUAUGUGUUAACGUAUUUACCUCGGUUUUGUACAUUGGAAUUAUUGGUUUGCUCCUUUUGUUUAUCUGGACCUAUCCUGGCACAAUGGAGUUGAAUGAAUUUAACCGCAACGGUGUUGCCACAGCAGGCUCUGGCUAUUUCAACUCUGAGCAGUCCCUAAGGUUACGGAGACCGCCAUCGCAUGCGUCCAAUCAGAAUGCCUCCCCUCACUUUGACUGGGGCAGAUCGUCUGAGGGGGGUGAAGAUGAAGAUGAGGAAGAGCCCCGGCAUGUGAGGGAGCUGCCCAUGCCCUUCGCCCUGAGGAAAGCUGUCAGGCAGGUUCAGCAGAUGCGUGUACCUGUGGCCUCCAGGCGGGCGCGGCGGUCCAGAGCCCUGAAGCGCUUCUCCUCACAGGCAAAAAACGCUCUGGCCCUAGUCACUCUCUGGAGAAAAUCCAUACACAAGAUAGGAGGUCACUUUGGUGGGGGUGUCCAGUCCUACUUUGUGUUCCUGCGGUUCCUGGUCGUCCUGAACUUCCUGUCCUCCCUGCUGAUAGCUGGGUUCGUCCUCAUCCCCGCCAUCGUCUUCAACUCUCUCCACCUGAACACCACUAUCCCAGAGGCCAACCUCACAGGAUUUGAGGUGUGCAUGGUCUAUGACACCAGCCCAAAUGCACUGACAGUGUUCUACACAUACUUCCUGGACUUGCUGUCGGGAACGGGCUUUAUGGAGUACUCCUACAUGUUCUACGGGUACUACAACAACACAAUGAUAGUAACUAGUGGCUUCUCCUACAACAUCCCUCUGGCGUAUCUCCUGACAGCCUCCUUCUACUUUAUAUUCUGCUUCAUAUGCAUCAUCGUCAGGAUGGGAGGUGUGUGGCGGGUUGCCGUGACAACGGGUGGAGGCACUGUCGGAGGUUACAGUAUGCUGCUGUUCACUGGCUGGGACUAUGGUCUCCAAGGAGACCGUGCCACCAAACUGAAGCAGAACAACAUCCGCUACCAGCUGCAGGUGGACCUGGAGGAGGAGAGGCUCCAGUUGAAGGCUAAGUCCCUGACUCUUCUCCAGACCGUGGGCACGUAUGCACUGCGCACCCUCCUCAACCUCAUUGUCCUCGCGCUCAUCGGAGGAGCCUUUGCAGGCAUUGCUUUUGCAACACAAUUCAGCCAGACCCAGGAAGCUCAGGAGGGGAUAGUGGGCCUUCUGCUGGAGUACCUGCCCUCCAUCGUCAUCACGGCCAGUAACUUCGUCGUUCCCUUGCUGUGUGACCAAAUUGCCCUGCUGGAGAAGCACAGCCCAAGCACCACCAUCAUCCUGGCCCUCCUCAGAGCAGUGUUCCUACGCUUGGUCAGCUUGGCAGUUUUGUUGUUCACCCUGUGGGAAAACAUCACCUGCUACACAGAUAGGAGUGCAUGCAGUCCCUGCCAGUACAACCACCGCAUAUAUCAGUGUUGGGAGACCCGUGUGGGACAGGAAAUGUAUAAGUUGGUGCUAUUUGACUUCUUGACGACCAUUGUGAAGCUAAUUCUGGUGGAUUUUCCUCGACGCAUGGUAGUGGACAACUGCUCCUGGUCCCUGGUCCAGUGGGUGGGUCGUGAGGAGUUCCUGGUGCCCCCCAAUGUUCUGGGGCUGGUGUAUGCCCAGACAGUGGUGUGGACAGGAGCCCUUUUCUGCCCUCUGCUGCCUCUGCUCAACACCAUCAAGUUUGUCAUCAUCUUCUACUGCAAAAAGAUCAGCCUGUUCCAGAACUGUCGCCCAGCAGCGAGAACAUUCCGCUCCACUAGCUCAAACGUUGUUUUCUUCCUGGUUCUGUUGUUUGGUUGGAGUCUGGCCACCACUGUUCUGAUUUACAGUAUGGCUGAACUUCACCCAUCCUAUGGCUGUGGUCCCUUCCGGUUCUCGGUGACCAUGUGGAGCAUCGUGCCCAACUCGUUCCAAGGUCUGUCCCCAACCACGAAGGAGUUCCUGCGCUACAUUGGCUCCCAAGCUUUCUCCAUUCCCCUCCUCCUCCUCUCCUGUGUGGUACUAUGUUACGUGGCUGCAUUGGCAUCCGUCUAUGGCAACAGCGUGGCUUUGCUCAAAGCCCAACUUAAACUGGAGGGACGAGACAAGCAGUUCCUGGUCAAGCAGAUAGAGGAGCUCACUAAGAAGCAGGGUGUCCCAAAACAUGACAGAGAUCCCAUUCUGAGGGAUCCCACCCCCAUGGCCGUCGACCCCAUGAGGGCUAGCUUCAGGCCGACGCAGAACAACUACAGCUAGACUGCUUCGCUACCUCAUGCUCGGGACUGAAUCCCAAGAGCUGUUCACCAUAGACCAAUGAAGUUCGCCUCCAAAAAGGAUCCAAAGCUGCCAUCUUUGCCCAUAUAAGGAUAUCCAGAUGUUAAUUGAAGCUAACUGCCUAUGGCAAGAUGCAUUGCAAGUUAGCUCUGGGGUAGCAAAAAUCAAAAAAAAGUUUGUGGUCUUAACGUACUAAAGAUCGCAGUAUCCACUUGAAGGCAGAGGACAAAAGUGUGUAGAGCAAAACGACUGUAUUUCCGAUUUCUUCGUCCACACGAGAGUUUAACAGGUGCAAUAAUUAAAAAUCCCCAUGUUAUUUUCCCAUAGGAAAAAUUGCAAGAUACCGGAUCUCCUUAUAUUGGCAAAGAUGGCAGCUUUUUUGUAGGCGAACUUCAGAGAUCUAUUCCAGCUGACACUCCAUCUUCCUAUGAAUUUGUGAAAAAUAUGUCAAUCAUUUCAAUGGUUAAUCCCCUUUAAAAAGAACAACCUGAUAUGGACCUUCUAAAUGCUUCCACAUGCCAAAGGGAUUAUAAUAGCCUAAGCAGUGUUCAACGAAAAGAAUGUGAAGAAUUUUGUAAACCAAAUCCUUUAAGUUAAAUGUAUGUAUAAGCAAUGAAUUGAUUUUGAAAUGUAUAGAUAAUUCAUCCUAAUGUAUGGGCUGUGAAAGUCCAUACCAGUUCAAGAGAACUCAGAACACGGUCUUUGUAUGACAUUCUGAUAGUUUAUCAAUGUUCUUUAUGUUUAAAUAUUUAUGUGUGUGGUAUUUAGCAGAUGCUUUUGUACGAAGCGACUUAUAAUGACAAUCAAUGAGCAGUACAUUAACAUUAAAAUUAACUGUUUUAGUCUAAUCAAAAAGCUUAAAAAUAUCAAUAUUAUAAAUAGGCUAGACUAAUGUAACAGAAUAAUAAACAUACAAACUGUGACUCUGUAAGGAUAAAUCAAUUAGUGAGAAAAGGGAAAUUAAUUAGUUGAAAAUCUUGUGUUGAUAAGCUUGAUAUUGAGGUUAUACAUGGAAAUUAUGUAUAUUUAGAAAAAUGCUCAAAACUGAACAUAAUUUCCUGAAACCUGAGUAGGGCCAAAGAUCUUUGGUAGGGCUCCCUCUGGUGGUGAUGUAAUGGUUUUGUUGUUGUGAUACGUAAUGAUGUCAUACGUCGACCAACUUCCUGUUUUGAUACUCUACUAUGAGUCUUGUGGAAGAUAGCCGAUUCAGUUAGAUAUUGUGAGAAAAACGUUUUUUUACGCGAUAUGUAAUUGUCGAGUAAACAUAGAGACUCAUGCGUAAAGACUCAUGCAUAAGCCUGUCUGAUGCCUUCGUGUUAUAGCAUCAUGGCUCAUGUAUGAAAGGGGAAACUUUAGUCUAGUAGGUAGGUAGCUACAGCUAAUUCAUAUUGACUGAGUCCAACUGUAAUGUUAGGCUACAUUACCCUGUAUGAAAUGCCUGUUGUCUUAAUGCGUUAAGAAGCACACAAGUAAAGAGCCACUUCAAUAUUCUCAA
This is a messenger RNA of Alosa alosa (allis shad), 3810 nucleotides long. RefSeq names its product transmembrane channel-like 4 (gene tmc4). Gene Ontology annotation, cellular component: plasma membrane. The transcript has 16 exons. Lineage: Eukaryota; Metazoa; Chordata; Actinopteri; Clupeiformes; Clupeidae. Gene Ontology annotation, molecular function: mechanosensitive monoatomic ion channel activity. The record is from RefSeq and is a predicted model, not a curated record. The coding region runs from base 141 to 2297 and encodes 718 amino acids.